Molecule: messenger RNA, 1233 nt
Organism: Pelagomonas calceolata
Lineage: Eukaryota; Pelagophyceae; Pelagomonadales; Pelagomonadaceae
Source: the annotation of a GenBank genome assembly
CAGCCCGCCGACGCCAACAGCUGCGGCGCCACAACGCGCCACAGACCACAGCCAGCAAAAAAGCAUGAUCGUCUACGCCCUCGUCGCGCGGGGCCGCACGGUGCUGGCCGAGUUCACGAGCCAACGGGGCAACUUCUCGACAGUAACGAGAGCUCUCUUAUCAAAGAUCCCGGCCGCGGACGGCCGCAUGUCUUAUGUGUGCGACGACCACGUGUUCCACUACCAAGUUGUCGACGGCAUCACGUAUCUGUGCAUGGCCGACCAGGAAGGUAAAAGAAGAAUAGCCUUCGCCUUCCUGGAGGACGUGAAGCGGCGCUUCGAGUCGAACUACGGUUCCUCAAAACACGACGCGGCCCCGUUCGCGCUCAACGCGGACUUCGCCCCCACACUAGAGCGGCAGCUGACCUUCUACAACUCGGACCCCUCGUCGGACGACCUACAGCGCGUCCAGACGCAGUUGGAAGCGGUCAAAGGGGUGAUGGUCGAAAAUGUGGAAAAAGUGCUGGAACGGGGCGAGAAAUUCGAGUUAUUGGUGGACAAGACGGACCGGUUGGCGCGCCAGGCGUUCCGCUUCGAGUCGUCCUCCCGAGAGCUGAAGUCGGCCAUGUUCUGGCGCAAGGUCAAGAUGUACUCCAUUUACUUUGGCGUCGCUGCCGUUCUUGGAUUGAUCUUGGUGUCGUGGGCCUGCGGCGGCGUGACGGCUCCGAGUUGUAGAUCUAAACCUGAUGCGAAACGGCGGCUCGUGUAACAAACAUGUGAUUAAACCUAGCGGCGACGGCGUCAGAGCUCGGCGCCGCCUCGCGUCGGCCCUCGCGCGGGCGCACGCGGCCGCGGCGGGCACUUGCGGCAGGAAACCGGGCAGUGCUCGGCCAUCCAGUCGCGCAUCUCGUCGCUGUCGCACUCGCCCUCCUCCGCCCAGUCGCUACAGUCGAUGUUGCGAUCGUGGCAGUCGUCGGCUGACGCGACGGCGAGCAGCGCCAGCGUCGCGCGGGCGAGCCAUCGCAUCGAUGCAGCUGUCACCCGACCAGACAAAGCCAGUUGGUUAGCCCUGCGGCCCGUAGCUGAUUCCUGCGGCAGAGCACUGAGGGUUGGGAGAGCAGAUCUCUGCGAGAGAGCCGAAGCGAUGCUCAACGACUGCGACAACAAAGCGUCGUACUUGAGGCAAGCCUAAGCGCACGCGUGUGCUCAAAAGCUCUUGCCACUGGAUGAGCUCUGGCCCGGCACAGCCUGCCU